Molecule: messenger RNA, 1035 nt
Organism: Camelina sativa (false flax)
Lineage: Eukaryota; Viridiplantae; Streptophyta; Magnoliopsida; Brassicales; Brassicaceae
Product: ethylene-responsive transcription factor ESR1-like
Biological process (GO): regulation of DNA-templated transcription
Molecular function (GO): DNA binding; DNA-binding transcription factor activity
Source: RefSeq, a predicted model, not a curated record
UUUCACAUUUCUCCGCUUAACAAACCCUAGAGACCAAAAAUGGAAGAAGCCCUAAGGAACUUCCACGGAUCUAACGAAACCGACCCGAUUAACCCUUUCACGAGAAACUUCACCAACGCCACAUCUUCACCAGUUAACCGCAAGAAGUCUUCAAAGGAUACGACAGUCACCGUAGCCGGAGCCGGUAGCAGCACGACGAGGUACCGCGGCGUUCGUCGGAGACCAUGGGGAAGAUACGCGGCGGAGAUACGUGAUCCGAUUUCCAAGGAAAGACGAUGGCUCGGAACAUUCGACACGGCGGAACAAGCAGCUUGUGCUUACGACUCCGCGGCUCGUGCCUUUCGUGGAGCUAAGGCUCGUACUAACUUCAUUUAUCCGACAGCUGUUAUUGUUCCUGAGCCAAGAUUCUCUUUCUCUUCCAAGAAAUCUAUGCCGUCCGUCCGUUGUCCUCUUCCGUCUCUACCGUUAGAUCACUCUAUACAUGAGUUUUACGGUGCACCGGCGCCACAACAGAACAUAAACACUCAGUCAAUCUUCUUACGCGACGCUUCGUGUUCCUCUCGUAAAACCUCGGCGUUUAAUAACUCCUUCAACGGCUCAUCUUCUUCUCACUCCACACCUAAAACGGCGUCCAUUACGUCUUCCGAAAACGAAAACUACGAUUCGUUUUUCCCGGAAGAGUCCUCUGAUUCUGGUCUAUUACAAGAGGUCGUUCAAGAGUUCAUGAAGAAAAGCCCCGGCACUCCUCCGCCGCCGCCGCCAACACCACUUCCGGUGAGCAGCCAUGACGAGAACUCCGGUGAUUUCUCUGGUCUCUUUAUCUACUCUGACAACAUGUUUCAAGAGACGAAGGAGGCUCCAACGUCGAAACUAGAUCUCUACGGGAAUUUCCAAGGUAACGACUCCGGUUAUUUCGACGGCGUGAGCGCCGCCGUAGACGGUGGCUUAACUUAUGGAUCGAACGAGUGGGCGUAUCAGGAAAUGUUGAUGUACGGAACUCAGUUAGGCUGUACUUGCCGGAGAUCGUGGGGUUAG